CAGCGCUCACAUGGGCCUUCGUUGCCUUACCGAGUCUACUUUUGUUCCCUUAUAAGAAAGAUUACCUCUGUGCUUGGAAAGGACUAACGAAUGUAAAGAGAAAUUGAGUAACCGCAUUCACAUUUCUUUUUUCUUGCUCUAGCUCAACUACAUCUCACUGUGUCUUGAGCAUUCAGUAGAGCAAGACAAUGGCUAAAUCCAUGCUUGUUUUUGCUACCUUCCUCUCAUUUUGUUUUACUACUAAUACUUGCGCCUUCUCACCUUCUGCAUGGACCAGCGGCCAUGCAACUUUUUAUGGAGGCAGCGAUGCCUCAGGCACAAUGGGAGGUGCUUGUGGAUAUGGGAACCUGUAUUCAGCAGGGUAUGGUACUAGAACUGCAGCAUUAAGUACUGCUCUGUUCAAUGAUGGAGCUUCGUGUGGUGAGUGCUACAAAAUUAUAUGUGAUUUUCGAGCAGAUCCUAGAUGGUGUGUCAAAGGAACAUCCGUCACCAUAACAGCUACCAAUUUCUGCCCUCCUAACUUUGCACUUCCCAACAACAAUGGAGGCUGGUGUAACCCACCGCUCAAGCAUUUUGACAUGGCUCAACCUGCAUGGGAAAAAAUUGGCAUUUAUAGAGGAGGGAUAGUUCCCGUUCUGUUCCAAAGGGUUCCAUGCAAGAAGAAGCAUGGAGGGGUAAGAUUCACUGUGAAUGGAAGAGACUACUUUGAGCUUGUGUUGAUAAGCAAUGUGGCAGGAGCUGGAUCCAUCAAAGCUGCGUCGAUUAAAGGAUCAAAAACUGGAUGGAUGACUAUGUCAAGAAAUUGGGGAGCUAAUUGGCAAUCCAACGCGUAUUUGAAUGGCCAAUCUUUGUCCUUCAGGGUCACAACCACUGACGGCGAAACCAGACUCUUCCAAGAUGUGGUUCCACCAAACUGGUCAUUUGGACAGAGUUUCUCUAGCAGUGUCCAGUUCUGAAACGCUUUGUUUCAUGAUUUUGGAAUUUCUCAUGAAUGGCAGAGGCGUGGUUUUAAUUUUAUAGGAGCAGCCCGCCAAACCCAUGAACUGUUCUUGAAGGUCUUAAUGAAGAGGCUUAUAUAUGAAGUCAUACGAUUUACGCGCUUUGUUAUCAAUAAGAAAGAGUGAUAUGUCAGCUUAGGAGCAAAGAACAAAUAUGCAUUUUACAUAGUUUAUAUCAUACUCUAGAUUGUUGUCCUAUUGAUAUGCAUAAUGUUAUUAGAUUCUUAGUGUUUGUAUCUGUAUUGUGGGGGAAUUAGGUGAAAUUCUAUGCUUGUGUUAAUUUGAGUUUGAGUUAACUUCUUGUGUUUUGCCUGUUAAA
Molecule: messenger RNA, 1317 nt
Organism: Arachis ipaensis
Lineage: Eukaryota; Viridiplantae; Streptophyta; Magnoliopsida; Fabales; Fabaceae
Product: expansin-A11-like
Biological process (GO): plant-type cell wall organization
Cellular component (GO): extracellular region
Source: RefSeq, a predicted model, not a curated record